AUGCGGAUCGGCCCCCGCUGUAAGGCAGUGUUUUUCUGUGGAGAGUGUUUCCUCUCAGAUGCCAAACACUGGUGUGCCAAACUGAGCCGUCACAUGAAGCAGGGAGCCCGGCUGGCAGAGCUGCCGUUCAGCUUCACUGCAGUGUCGUGGCGUCAGUACUAUGAGUGGAGGGGCCUCAGUCUGAGCUCUGUCGUGGCCCCCCUGCUCAGCUCCACCCUCUCCAUCUACUACAUCAUCACCUCCCUGCUGCCCAGGCAAUUUCCAGAGAUGCACAUCCUGAGGAAACAGUCCCUGAGGAUCCACAUCAUCGAGUCCUACAGGGAGUCCCAAACUCUGGUCACCUUCUGGGAACUAUCAGUGCUUCUGCCACAUGUGACCUUUGACCUGGUGUUCGUCCGUGAGCGUCUUCCCUGCUGGUGUGACAAAGUACAGCUUGUGAUACAGAAAAUGAAUGGCAGGGUGGUCCUCACUGACUGCAGCCUGCCCCAUGGGGGGGCUGCCAGGGAGGGCGUCAGAGUGAGUCUGCACCGCAGCACCUACAGCGCGCUGCAGGAGCCCCCGCCCGACCUGGUCAUCGGUUUCCAGCCUGCCUUCCUGCAAAAUGACUCUUGGUUGAGCACUCUUCCAAAACUCCAGUCUCUGAGGGUCCCCACCUUCUUCUGUGAGAUGAACGAGCUGCGAUGUGAGCGCAGUGAUCAGGUGAUGAGGGAGGCCACCGGGGGGGCCGUGUCCCGACCCACCAUCAACCCUUUCCACUGCCCGCUGCGCAGGAACGGAGGAGACAACCGGCUGCCACGAUAUUCCAACGGCUUUAUCUUCCACCUCAUUUACAAGCCUUCAGCCAAUCGGCAGCCGCCUGUGGACACACCCCUCAGUGACCUGACCUCAGCCUCCCUGUCCCCGCAGCGCACCUUCAGAGAGAGGAAGGCCGAGCAGCACUGGGGCAGAGAGGGGAAAAAGACUAAUUAA
Molecule: messenger RNA, 969 nt
Organism: Trematomus bernacchii (emerald rockcod)
Lineage: Eukaryota; Metazoa; Chordata; Actinopteri; Perciformes; Nototheniidae
Product: zinc finger MYND domain-containing protein 15-like
Exons: 9
Coding region: 1-969 (322 amino acids)
Biological process (GO): negative regulation of DNA-templated transcription
Molecular function (GO): histone deacetylase binding
Source: RefSeq, a predicted model, not a curated record